UAGCGCUGUGCUGUCAUGGCGGCCGCCCCCGUCCCCCUUGUUGUGCUCCUGCUGUGCGCUGCCGCGGGCCCCGUGCGGGGCUGGGACCGUCAGGGGAAGGUUUUGCUGAGGGACGUGCAGGCGCUCACUCUCCACAGAGGGCAGUACACCACGUCCCGGCGGACACCUGCGGUCCCGCAGCUGCAGUGCACGGGAGGCACUGCGGGGUGUUCCCGCGUUCCCGAGGUGGUUCAGUGUUACAACAAAGGUUGGGAUGGCUAUGAUGUACAGUGGCAGUGCAAAGCAGACUUGGACAAUGCCUACCGCUUUGGACACAUAGAAGUCAGCUGUGAAGGCUAUGAUUACCCGGAUGACCCUUACAUCUUGAGAGGCUCUUGUAGUUUGCUGUUCAGGCUAGAGCUGACUGAGGAAGGUGAAAGGAAAGUGAAGAGCUCUGGAAGCUUUGGCUCUAGCUAUUAUCAGUCAAGGCAAUCAGAUUCUUCUGAUUCUGGUUCUGGAGCCAUUGUUGUAAUAGUUCUUCUUGCUCUUGCUUUUGGAGUAUACAAGUUCUUCCUCAGCAACCAGCAGCCUCAGCAGAGUCCCGGUGACAGUGACGGUUUCUCAAGGCCUUUCUGGCAGAGUCAGCAGGCGCCUCCUCCUCCUGGCUUUAAGUCCAGCUUCACAGAUGACAACAGCUUUGGAAUGCAUUCCCAUCAUGGAACCAAUUCAGGACCAGGAUUUUGGACUGGAUUAGGAGCAGGAGGCUUGCUAGGCUACUUGGCAGGCAGUCACAGCAGAGCACAGCCACGUUCCCCGUAUCACAGCAUGUGGACAGAUCCCACAGCUGCACCUCCUAUGAAUGGGCACUCAAGCAAUUCCACACAAGGGAGCAGUUCAGGAACAAGAACUGCUUCUGGCUUUGGGGGCACGAAACGAAGAUGAAAUCCUUGAUGUUAUUACAUUGGAGUCAUUGAACUAAAUCUUCCUGUGCACUCGUAUUUAUUUUUAUUAAUAGUAGGCUUCAGAAGGGAAUGUGAAGUAUGAAAGACUGGGCAAAGAGUUCCUUUCUUUCUCUGUGGAAAUGUGGAUUGUCACUGCUGUGUGUAGGGUAUCACAGGUGCUGGAAUGUCCAUUAUUUCAAAUCAGCAUCUUCUCAUACAGAAUAAGCUCAUCCAAGCUAAGAAAAAUGAUGUUACAGUGACUACGUCUGUCUAUACUUGAGGGAUUAUGGCAAUGAUAGCCUUACCAGAUUUUUAAACAAGUAGCUUACUACGCAUGUUCUGGGCUUAAUUUCAUUUGAUCCAGAAUUUCUGACAUAUUUUUUCCACCUCUUUCUUGGUAGUCCAGCAUCCACUUGAUACCUAAGGAGUGUUGCUGUUUGAAGCUACUUUUGUUUGUUGUUUUAGAAUUCAUGUGAACUUUACUCUAAGUGCAGUCAGCUACUUAGAUAAGUGCUGAGUUUCUCUUUAGUGGAAAAGAGUAAAACUGUGUAGAGACUAACAUUAAUAUGUUUGUAUCUGUGCUGUGUGACUGUUGGAGCUAAAAUUUGGAGAUUUGAGGAUGCUCCAUGUUUUAGAGCUUAUUUAAGGUGACUGUGCAGACCUGGGGGAUUUUGUGUACAAAUUAGGGACAAAUAAAUAAGUAACCUGAAAAGAGACAAGAUGGUUUUUCUCUAAUUUGAACCUUUUUCUGGAAGACUGAGAUAAUAUAAAUUUAGGUAACACCAGACAUUUUGCCAGCAUUGAGGCCACAGACUUCGCUCUUAAUGGUGGAUGUUGGCAGUGCUGUGAAAACUUCUGAUGUGAAUGGUCUGUCCUGAUAGAUGACCUGUCCAGGGCACAGUAAACCAAAGGUGCUUAUUGCAAAGGGAAGGGAGUAUUCUUAAUGCAGAGCUGGUAGAAUCUCUAGAGCACAGCAGGCCUUGAUACUAAGCAAACAGGAAAACUGAAUGUCUAAUGGGAUGGAAACUUUACCCAGUAUUCUUUUUAAAAACAAAGUGCUGUUAGAGAGUGGGAAGCAGAGAGGUUUUAUUCUAUGAUAUUUUGGGGGCUCUAAGAAGUAUCAUACAGUUCUUGUGUGAUUGACACUGCCCUGGGAGAGGCAUUGCUGAAAAGGAAGUAGAGAAAUUUCUCAGGACUCUGGGAGGAGGGCAAGAGUGAAGGAUGGGCUGCUUGACCCCCAGGUCUUCUCCAGAGCUCAUCCUAAUAGAGUGCGUGUGCACAGGUUUUGUAUGCUGGCAGAGCAGGAGAAGCAUGGUUUUCGGCAUUGUGAAAGUACCGUGUCUGGGAACUGAUAUAAACUAUUACAGCAAAAGCAGAGCACUGUUUUGCUGAUACAAGUUGCACCUCCACAAGGAGAUUUAGCGGGUCUCAUUAGUUUCUAAGAAAGUGACUUCAGCAUAACUGAUCAGAAAGCAGUUGCGAGUACAGAAAGAAGUGGCUCAUAUGAUAACGCCCAAGUUCAGUGUCUGGCUUACUCAAAAUCAAAGAAGAAAACAAAACCAAA
This is a messenger RNA of Empidonax traillii (willow flycatcher), 2484 nucleotides long. It is a transcript of the gene SARAF, whose product is annotated as store-operated calcium entry associated regulatory factor. Gene Ontology annotation, cellular component: endoplasmic reticulum membrane. The transcript has 6 exons. Gene Ontology annotation, biological process: regulation of store-operated calcium entry. The record is from RefSeq and is a predicted model, not a curated record. NCBI's taxonomy places the organism in Eukaryota, Metazoa, Chordata, Aves, Passeriformes, Tyrannidae. The coding region runs from base 16 to 921 and encodes 301 amino acids.